UGUAGGCAAAUAUUUACCAACACCAAAUAAAUAAUUGCACAUUUCGCCAAUUGUUUGAUCGCUUUUUAAACUAUUACUGUAUUAAAAUGGUGCUGAUAAUGCCCGUUUCGCCACCAGAGUACGGCCUUAUGUACACGGCCAACAACAUCAAACUUAAACUCGGCGACAAAGUCGUCGGCGAGGGCACCAUUUACAUAGCCCAAAACACGCUCUCCUGGCAGCCAAGCGAUCUGGCCGAGGGCAUUUCCAUCGAGUGGAAGCAGGUCAGUCUUCACGGGAUCUCCUCAAACCCACGGAAAUGCAUAUACUUCAUGCUGGACCACAAGGUGGAGUGGAGCGGCGUCUACGGCGAUCCGCCGCAGCCGGCGGUUAAUGGCCAGAACGGAGCUGGAGCUGGAGUCGGUAAUGACGCCGAGGUGGAUGAGGGCAAUGGCAGCGACGAGCACGACGAGGAGGACAAUUUCGAGGACGCCGUUGACGAGCAGCUUGAGGAGGUGACAGAGUGCUGGCUGCUGCCGGACGACAUUCACACGGUGGACACCAUGUAUAGCGCCAUGACCACUUGUCAGGCGCUGCAUCCAGACUCGGCGGACAGCGACUCGGAGGACAGUGACCCCAUGGAGGAUGCCGGCGGUAUGGACGACGAGGAUAUGGAGCAGGAUGCCCUCACACUGGGCCGCAACGGUGGCGAGGUGGGCGGCAUGCAGAACCUCAGCCUGGACGACGACGACGAGCGAUUCGAGGACGCCGAUGAGUGAAGCCACCAUCACCACUACCACCUACUUAUUAACGGAAACUUUUAUACCAGCUUAAGUCUACGAAUUGUGAAGAUACAUAUGUAUUUGAUUAGCUUUUGGAAUACUAUAUAAAAACGCUGUAAGCGCGCUUAAAAACUGAA
Molecule: messenger RNA, 898 nt
Organism: Drosophila serrata
Lineage: Eukaryota; Metazoa; Arthropoda; Insecta; Diptera; Drosophilidae
Gene: icln
Product: chloride nucleotide-sensitive channel icln
Biological process (GO): chloride transport; cell volume homeostasis; spliceosomal snRNP assembly
Cellular component (GO): spliceosomal complex; methylosome; plasma membrane
Source: RefSeq, a predicted model, not a curated record